GGCAGGGGGCCCAGCCAAGGGCAUACCCACUUGGGGAGUACCAAGACCUCCCCACUAAUUCCUGCAUCUGCAUGUGCCACCUUCUUCCUCCUUUACACACACACACAUACACACACACACACACACUCUCCCAACACAAUGGCUGGGUGGGGCUGAGGAACCGGCUUCCUUUGCAGAGAUCUGAAUCUGGGCCCACAGUUCCCGCCCCAGAAACACAGGAACAGACACACGCAGAGACCCGGCCUCACAUUCCUUGCUCCAAGGGGCAGGCAGGACAGGCUGAAAAUAGAAACUGCUUCCAAAGAGAUAAAGGGGAUGACUCCAGCAGUGUACCCCACUCCUUGGAAGAGCUCAGAGGAAGAUGUCAGCCCAGUCUCUUCCGGAAGCAACACCCCCCACCCAGAAGCCCCCUCGGAUCAUCCGCCCCCGCCCCCCUUCUCGGGCCCGGGCUACCCAGUCCCCAGGGCCCCACCACAACGGCUCCUCUCCACAAGAAUCUCCCCUUACCGCCAAUGAGGCACCAACCCCCAUGUGCACCCCCAUGUUCUGGGAGCCCCCGGCCCCAUCCCUCAAGCCCUCUGCCCUUCUGCCCCCGUCAGCUUCUAAAGCCAGCCUUGACUCCCAGACUUUCCCAGACUCGUCUUCCGACACCCCCAGCCCAGUGUCCCGGCGCUCCAUAUCCCCAGAGCCUGCUCCCCGGUCUCCAGUCCCCCCACCCAAACCCUCUGGGUCACCCCGCAUGGCUCUGCCCCUGCUCCCCACGACCCAGGUCCGCGACCAGGAUGGCUCUGCCUCAGCCCCAGGCACUGUGCGCAGACUGGCUGGCAAGUUUGAAUGGGGGACUGAAGGCAGAGUCCAGGCUGCGGACACCCUGGAGCCAAGUCCCCCAGGGGGAGUGGAUGUGAAUGGGGAGAGAGAGACUCCCCAGGGCAACCUCGCUGGGUGCGGGUCCCAGGAGAACGGCACUCCAGGUGCUGGGCUGGCCUGCCCUCCCUGCUGCCCCUGUGUCUGCCACGUGGGCCGGCCUGGCCUGGAGCUCCGAUGGGUGCCUGUGGGGGGCUAUGAGGAUGGUCCCAGGGUCCCUUGCCGGGCCUCCCCACUGCGGGCCUCCCGCUCCCGCCCCAGCCCUUCAAGCCUCAGCCACCCCCCAGUCGUCCUCACAUCCUACCGCUCCACUGCCGAGCGCAAACUCCUGCCACCCCUCAAGCCCCCCAAACCAACCCGGGUCAGACAGGACAUCACCAUCUCUGGGGAGCCCCCACAGCCUGAUCUCGAUCCGCCCUCUGAAGAUGGAAUCCAAAGAGGGGACAGUCCUGAUGGUGCUCCUCAGAAUGAUCCUCCAGCCACCACGGAGGGCAGGGAGGAAGAGGAGCUGGAGGAGCUGAAGGAGCAGAACUGGGAGCUGCCCCUGCAGGAUGAACCGCUGUACCAGACCUACCGCGCAGCCGUGCUGUCAGAGGAGCUGUGGGGCGUCGGUGAGGACGGGGGUCCCGCUUCAGCAAACGCUGGGGAAGCUUCCACCUUCGCCCGUCCCCCGGGCCCUCGCAACACGCUGUGGCAGGAGCUUCCGGCCGUGCGAGCCAGCGGCCUCCUGGACACCCUGAGUGCCCAGGAGCGGCGGAUGCAGGAGAGCCUUUUCGAGGUGGUGACGUCGGAGGCCUCGUACCUGCGCUCCCUGCGGCUGCUGACCGACACCUUCGUGCUGAGCCAGGCGCUCCGGGAUACGCUCACCCCCCGGGAUCACCACACCCUCUUCUCCAACGUGCAGCGAGUCCAGGGAGUCAGUGAGCGUUUUCUGGGGAAGUUACUGUCCCGGGUGCGCGCUUCCCCCCACAUCCGUGACCUGUGUGACGUGGUGCACGCGCAUGCCGUGGGGCCUUUCUCCGUGUACGUGGACUAUGUGCGGAACCAGCAGUACCAGGAGGAGACCUACAGCCGCCUGAUGGACACGAACGUGCGCUUCUCCGCGGAGCUACGGCGGCUGCAGAGCCUUCCCAAGUGCCAGCGCCUCCCGCUGCCCUCCUUCCUGCUCCUGCCCUUUCAGCGCAUCACUCGGCUCCGCAUGCUGCUGCAGAAUAUCCUGCGUCAGACAGAGGAGGGGUCCAGCCGCCAGGAGAAUGCCCAGAAGGCCCUGGGUGCUGUCAGUAAGAUCAUUGAGCGGUGCAGCGCCGAGGUCGGACGCAUGAAGCAGACAGAGGAGCUGAUCCGGCUCACGCAGAGGCUGCGCUUCCACAAAGUCAAGGCCCUGCCUCUGGUCUCCUGGUCCAGGCGCCUGGAGUUGCAGGGGGAACUGACAGAGUUGGGGUGCAGGAGGGGAGGCAUGCUCUUUGCCUCGCGCCCCCGCUUCACCCCCCUCUGCCUGCUGCUCUUCAGUGACCUGCUGCUCAUCACUCAGCCCAAGAGUGGGCAGCGGCUACAGGUUCUGGACUAUGCCCAUCGCUCCCUGGUCCAGGCCCAGCAGGUGCCAGACCCAUCUGGCCCCCCUACGUUCCGCCUCUCUCUUCUCAGCAACCACCAGGGCCGCCCCACACACCGGCUACUCCAAGCUUCAUCGCUAUCAGACAUGCAGCGCUGGCUGGGCGCCUUCCCUACCCCAGGCCCCCUUCCCUGCUCUGCAGACACCAUCUAUGAGGACUGUGACUGUUCCCAGGAACUCUGUUCAGAGCCUUCCACACCCACCAAGACAGAGGGACGAAAUGUGGAGUCCAGGGCUCCCCCCAAGCACCUACACAAGAGCCCUGAAGGCUGGCUGAAGGGGCUUCCUGGAGCCUUCCCAGCCCAGUUGGUGUGUGAAGUCACAGGGGAACAUGAAAGGAGGAAGCACCUUCGUCAGCACCAGAGACUCCUGGAGGCUGUUGGGCCGUCUUCAGGCUCCCCCGAUGCCCCCCCACCCUAAUGCAUGGUGGUGGUGUGGGGGAGCAGCACAAGUUAGGACAGCUGGCAGCCUGGCACAGAGAGGACAAAGCCCAUCCAUGCACUGGAUUCGCUGUCAGUGGAAACGCUACCUCAGUGGCAACCAAUAGGGACUGAGCUUCAAGACUGGGCAGCCAAUGAAAACAGGGCCGUCUGAGCCCACGCAGGAGGGAGAAUGAAGAUGGCUUGAGUGGGUUGCCAAUGGAGGCAGAGGCUUAGUGCAGAGCGGACAUUUGGUGCUGAGCCUCUGGCCAGUGAGUAUCCCUGCUAUGCUCACAGCCAAAGAAGAGGAUUCUAGGUCAAUGCAGUUAAAAGAGGGCUGCAUUUGAGAUAAAAGUCCUAGGAUCAAAUAGCCAAUAGCAGGAAUAUGUCCUGAUGGUGAUCUGGGCCCAAGAAACCAGUAGGAACCCUGCUUGGUGCUAUAGCAAUCACUGCUUGUCUUCUGAGUCUGGGAAGUAUUAGAUUCCAUUCCUGGGGUGCCUCCUGUAUCCUCUUAAGCCACUUCCUCUCUUCUAGAAGAAUCCAGAGUAUGUCUCAGAGAACCUGUGUGUGUGCAUAUGUCUGUAUAUGUAUCAAGGAGGGUGAUUUUUCUGAACAUGGUGUGUGGUUUUGCCUCCUUGCCAGAUGACUAAGUGCUCUAUUUCUUCCCUCACCCCUCAUUUUUUCCAUUAGUCCCCUCAAAAAGACACUAGGUCUGAGCUCCAGAGGCAAAUGUGCUGGGUGUGGCUUGGCAGCCAGAGGCCAGAGCUGGGGAUGAGAGAGGCCUGGGUUCUGGGUCUCUUGAAGGCCGGAGACACCAAGCAGCCUUGCAGAGGCGUCUGAAGGACUGAAGAUGGCCAGUAACUGGGGUCUGAGGCCUCCUGAAGCUUGUAGGCCCUUCUCCUUGCCAAAGCUUGGCCUCCAUAAUCCCUACCUGCAGAUCGUCCAGCCUGAACCAUAACCAGCCAUCCAGCCUUAGCCUCGGGCUUCAGACUGACUCUGGGCCCCAGGUUUGGGUGAGCCUCAGCUGUGGCUCUCAGGCCAACUGAGCCUCUAGGGCUUUCUUGCCUUCAUCAUGAUCCUUUCACAGAAACACUGGGCCAAGCAGUGGGAGAGAACAGAGAGCCAGCGUUUCUGCCUAACCCCACCCAGAGCAUCUGCUUACAGAUGAAAAACUGGCACGAUGACAGAGAAGGUGAGGGACAGAGACAGCAGAGCAGAAAAUUGUGGGCGAGUGGCAUCACGCCUUUCCUUCAGCUCAUGCAUGGCAACUUGCCUGGGACAGAAACUGCCAUGCCCUUCACAAGGGAGUGCAAGGACUCUGAGGGAUUCAGAGGGAGAAAGGUACUGGCGUUUGGCUUGUCCAUGACUUUGGAGAUUGACCCAGCAUAGUGCCUGGCAUAUGAGAUGCCAUGCCAUGCUUAGUCACUUAGUCGUGUCUGACUUUUUGCAACUCACUGUAGCCCACCAGGCUCCUCUCUCCAUGGGAUUUUCCAGGCAAGAAUACUGGAGUGGGUUGUCAUUUUCUUCUCCAGGGGAUCUUCCCAACCCAGGGGUCAAACCUGCGUCUCCUAUGUCUCCUGCAUUGCAGAUGGAUUCUUUACCCGCUGAGUCAUCACCAUCAAUAAAUGUUGGUAGAGCUCUGUUGAGGCUUUUUGGGGGACCACGUUUUUAAAGGAGGAGUGGUUUCUAAAUGUGACUCUAUUCGGGGAGCAGAGCUGGUUGAAAAGGUAUCUUCUGAGAGCAGGGGUCAGCUCUGCUGGGAACUGGGGCUUGGAGAGCAGGUGCAAGGCCUGAAUGUGCUGAUGCUCAUAGCUUCCGAGGGAUCUUGGGCAGUAUGGUGGUGGGAGGGUUUCAGGUGCUGGAGCAGGGAGCUGCAGGUUGGGAAAAGGACAGGUAGAGCCAGAUAUAGCUGGGACUUGGGCAAGUGAAGAACACAAAGGGCAAUCAGUCAGCAAUAAAUGUCCUUACUGAGCA
Molecule: messenger RNA, 4869 nt
Organism: Dama dama (fallow deer)
Lineage: Eukaryota; Metazoa; Chordata; Mammalia; Artiodactyla; Cervidae
Gene: ARHGEF15
Product: Rho guanine nucleotide exchange factor 15
Exons: 16
Coding region: 362-2896 (844 amino acids)
Biological process (GO): activation of GTPase activity
Molecular function (GO): guanyl-nucleotide exchange factor activity
Source: RefSeq, a predicted model, not a curated record